This is a messenger RNA of Lolium perenne, 1579 nucleotides long. Its product is annotated as putative RING-H2 finger protein ATL12. The record is from RefSeq and is a predicted model, not a curated record. NCBI's taxonomy places the organism in Eukaryota, Viridiplantae, Streptophyta, Magnoliopsida, Poales, Poaceae.
GUCUUCUCUCCUGCUCGAUCGGGUUCAUUCUUGGCGCCAUCAUUGCCUCUCCUUCCUUUGCACUUGUUACAGAACACGAUCGAUGCCCCCCUCACACUGCUGCUGACAGCACAGGAUCGAUCGAUUCGGGCCAUGGCGAAGAUCAUCCUGCUGCUGCUGGUGGCGGCGUUAACGUUCUUGGCAACGCAAGCUCAGGCGCAGCCGGCGUCGUCCGGCGGUCCGGAGCCGACGGGGGUGGGCAUCAAGGUGUCUUUCCGUCCCAGCGUGGCCAUAGUGGUGGGCAUCUUCACCAUGAUCUUCUCCCUCACCUUCCUCCUCCUCAUGUACGCCAAGUUCUGCCACAACUCCUCCUCGCCGCCCUUGCUGCCCACCACCACCAACAACAGCCCCGGCCGUAUGGCCACCGCGGUCGACGCCGAAGCCAACAGCGGUGUGGGCAAGGGGGUGAUCGAGUCGCUGCCCUUCUUCCGGUUCGCUGCGCUGCGUGGCGCGCGGCAGGGGCUGGAGUGCGCGGUGUGCCUGGCCCGGUUCGACGACGCCGACCUGCUCCGGCUCCUCCCGCGCUGCCGCCACGCCUUCCACCUCGACUGCGUCGACCGCUGGCUAGCCACCAGCGCCAGCUGCCCGCUCUGCCGCGCCCGCGUCCAUGCCGACGACGCCGACCUCGGCCUCAAGUACGCCGCCGCCAGCGCGCGUUUCGUCUUCGGCGCCGCCGCGGACGACCACCCUACCCCGGUGGUAGCGUCAGGGUCGAUGUCAGGUCGUGACCUCACGGCGGGCAUAUUCGUGGAGCGCGUCCCGUCGUCUCGAUUCGGCGUCGGCGUCGCCGGCGAGAAUAGCAAUGAUCUGGACAGGCACCGGCACCGCAUCGUGGUGUCCGACGUGGUCUUCAAGAGCCGGUGGAGCGACCUCAGCUCCGCCGACCUCCUCGCGCUCGACACCGAGAUGCUGCGCUCCUUCUCCAGCGGCCACUUGGACUUGGACGUCGGCCAAGACAUUGUUUUCGUCGGACAUCACGCUACUACUACCACUCUAGAAGACAGCAGCGGAACGGUGGAGAAGAAGCGGCUGCUUGAGAAGGGAGAUCUGCAGCAGGCUUCGUCGUCGGCAUCGAUAAGAGGUUGUGGGUCGUCCGGGGCACGGUCCAUGUCGGAGAUCGUGAGGCUGCCGAGGGUGGCGAGACCGAUGGCCAGGACAGAGGAGGAGAGACGGUGGGCGCCCAUCGCCCGCCGGACGGCGCGGUGGUUCGCCGUUCGCCAGGAGGGAGGGGGACGCCGUUGACGGACACGCCCACGUCACACAUCCGCGUCCCAGACUCCUCCUACUCCUACGUACUCCUCGCGUGCGUAGUGAGUGUAAACUAAAAAAAUUGCCGCGAUCGAUAUCAUCCGUUCGUAUGUAAAUUACUAGUACAAGAAUUAUUCGAAACGCCACACGAAUUUAAACAGAUUUUUCGUCUCUGCAUUUUCGUUUUUGAACUAAAGUGUUCUGCAUUGUCAUUUGUUAUCGGAGUUUCAUCUGACUGGGCAUAGAGCCAUAGAGAUUGAGUGGGGUCAAUUAUUUUGUAAUUUAGUGUUGA